Rotaria socialis is the source of this 429-nucleotide messenger RNA. The record is from the annotation of a GenBank genome assembly. NCBI's taxonomy places the organism in Eukaryota, Metazoa, Rotifera, Eurotatoria, Philodinida, Philodinidae.
AUGGCACUUGUAAUAGUUUUACAUUUUGCUAUAAGUGAUAUAGAUCGAUACGUAUGUGGUGCAGUUUAUUGGUCAACAACUGCCCAAGACGAUUCUGAUGAAUUAAUUGUUGCUUUAAUUGCUUUAUAUUUUUCUACAAGUGAUCUAGAUCGAUCAGUGAAUAUUAGCUUUAUGGAAACAUUGAAAACAGUUUAUGUUUCGUGCAUUGGUUAUUCAGAUGGAGCAAUCGAGUUAUUCGAUGCCAAUUUUGCUGAUUUUACGAUCUGUGAUGCCCUCCCUUCGUCGACAACUAUCCAAAACGAUUGCAAUGACUUAAUUGAGUUUGCGUUUGUUUUCAAUCUGGCGAUACGUUAUCUAGAUCGAUCAGGUGAGUCAUGUUUGACUUUUAUUUUAUUUUCUCAGCCAGUGCUUUCAUUUAGUGAGCAUUAA